AUGUUGGUGGGUCGACGCGCGGCGGCGGCGGCGAGCGGGCUCGCGCUCGCGGCGGCGCCGGAGGCGGCGAACGCGGCGAUGGAGGCGACGCGCGUCGCGACGGAGGUGGACGACGGUGGAUUUCUUCAGGGCUUGUUGUUGAUUUUGUUCAGCGAGAUUGGGGAUAAGACGUUUUUUAUCGCGGUUUUGUUGGCGACGCAGGCGGAUAAGAAGGCGGUGUUCGCGGGGACGUACGGGGCGCUCGCGGUGAUGACGUUGAUCUCCGUCGCGUUGGGCGGUGUGUUGCAUCAGGCGGACGAGGCGAUCACGUUCCAGAGUUCGAUCCCGUGGGAUGACGUGAUAGCGGCGGCGCUGCUGCUGUACUUCGGCGUGACGACGAUUCAAAAAGCGGACGGCGCGGAGGAAAGCGCGGAGGAGGAGGAGGCGGACGCGAAGGACGCCGUGGAUGGCCUCCUGAGCGGGUCGUUCAGCGGUGAGAUGGCGCUCGUCGCGAGCACGUUUGGCGUUGUAUUCGCCGCGGAGUGGGGCGAUAAGUCGUUCUUCGCCACGAUCGCGCUCGCGGCAGCCGCGGAUCCGGGCGCGGUCACCGCGGGGGCGCUCGCCGGUCACUUUAUCGCCACCGCGGGCGCGGUUGUCCUCGGCGACGUGGUGAGCGAAAAACUCUCGGAGAAGGUUGUCGCGUACGUCGGUGGUUCUCUCUUCAUCUUGUUCGCCCUCGGCACGGGCAUCGACAUCGUCCAAAAGAAGAAGGACGGGAACGAUGACGACGGCGAGGACGGCGAGGAGGCUGACAAUGAGCAAAUGCGUCAGUACGAGCGCGAUCGUUUGCGUUACUACUACGCCAUCGCCGAGUUCGAUACCGUGAAGACGGCGAUGGGCGUGUAUCACGAGUGCGAUGGGAUCGAGUACGAACGAUCGAGUUUUAAGCUCGAUUUACGAUAUGUGCCAGAUGACCAAUCGUUUGAGGGCCGAGAGAUUCGCGACUCGGCGGCGGACAUUCCUCCGGAUUACGAAGCGCCAGACUUCCAAGUGAAGGCUUUGCAACACUCUAACGUCAAGUUGUCCUGGGACGACGACGAUCCCACGCGUAAAAAGACGUUCAGAAGGAAGAUCACGGAGGACAACCUCAAAGAUGAAGACUUCGCCGCGUACCUGGCGACGGAUUCUGAAUCCGAAUCCGAAUCCGAAUCCGAAGAGGACGAAGAAGCAGCAAAGGCGGCAAAGAAGGCGUACUUGGCCAAAUUAAUCGGCAAGGAAGGUACCGACGACGGAGAAGACGGUGGAGGCGAUGACGAAGAAGAUGACUUUUUCCUCGACGAAGACGACGGGGAGGACACCGCGAAGGCUUCCACCAAAGCCUACAAGGAAAAGCGCGAUAAAAAGAAAUAUGGCUCGAAAUCUGGAACGGGGGACAUGGAGGUGACGUUUCACGCCGGCCUCGAAGAGUUCGGCGCGCGCAUUAAGAAGAAGCAGAAGGAAGGAAAGCUGGGCGUCAAGGAAACCGUGUACGAAAAGCAAGAGCGUUUGCGCAAGGAGAAGCGCGAAGCCAGGAGACUGGCCUCGAAGAAAGGCGACGACACCGAAGAUGAGGGCGACGAUGAAGAAUUCGCCGAUGGUGAAGAACCGGCCACAUUCGACGAUCCAUUCUUCAUGGAUGAUGGAGGAGACGUCGAUUUCGACGCCGAGUACGAUUCGGAUGACGGUGCCAAAAAGGCAAAGAAGAAGACAAAGAAGAAGACGUUCCAAGAUGACGACGAAGCGCCGAGUAAAACGAGCUUGAAGAAGGCGAAAAAGAAUGCGAAGCGAAGCGAGGUCGACGAGAAGGCGCAGGCAGACUUGGAACUUCUCAUGAUGGACGAGAAACACAUUUUAGGCAAAUCGGAUGGUAUCUCAGCUCGUAAGACGAAAGCGAGCGUUGACGGCGAAGAACCCGCGAAGAAGAAAUCGAGGAAGGAACGCUUGGCCGAAAAACGCCGCCUUCGUGGUAAAGCCGCUCGUAGAGCCGAGAGUGACGACGAAGACGACGGCGAAGGGGUCAAACUGGACACCGCAGAUGAUCGUUUCGCCGGUUUGUAUGAGUCGCAUCAUUUCAGUCUUGACCCCACGGAUCCGCGCUACAAAGAUGUGCAGAACAAGAAUGUCAUCAUCAAUGAGAGGGAUAAGCGGCGUAAGAGUAAAGUCGAUGGUAAAAAGAGCAAGACACUCAGCGCGCUCGAGUCGGAGGCUAAGGAGAUCGGAUCUUCAGAACUUCAAAAUAUGCUUUCUUCUCUCAAGCGAAAAUCUAAAUCGAAAAAGUAG
Ostreococcus tauri is the source of this 2298-nucleotide messenger RNA. RefSeq lists its product as uncharacterized. Gene Ontology annotation, cellular component: nucleus. Gene Ontology annotation, biological process: rRNA processing. NCBI's taxonomy places the organism in Eukaryota, Viridiplantae, Chlorophyta, Mamiellophyceae, Mamiellales, Bathycoccaceae. Gene Ontology annotation, molecular function: RNA binding. The coding region runs from base 1 to 2298 and encodes 765 amino acids. The record is from RefSeq and is a predicted model, not a curated record. The transcript is spliced from 2 exons.